AUGGCUCCCAUCGAAGCCAAGCUCAAAGGAGAAACUGCCCUGCUUUCCCAUGAUCUGGUCGACGACUUGUUUCCUUCCUCGUCUCCGGACUCUGCUUCAAUCUACCAUGUUGCCAUCACUCCCUGGGCUCCGUCUACUGUCGUCGCCGAUGCAGCUACCCAGUGGGUCAUCAUACCAUGUCGAAGACUGCCUCGAGGUCACCCCGAUCUGCCGCACUCUUCAAUCAGGAUUUCGGCCUUCUCUCACGUAGCCCAGGCUCUCCAGCGAACAUUGCAUGCUCAAUCGCCUAACCGCUCUCUCCGCCCCACAUCGACCCUCGAAAUCUGUAUCACCCACGUCGUACCACUUCCUCUCGACCUAGUCUACGUUUCGCUGGACAUGACGGCCUUGGAAAAUGCCAAUGGCCCUCAAAAAAAUAAUGGGAGCGCCUCGCUGCGAGUUGCGAAGGGCGGAAAAGAGAAGCAGCUGAGAUCUGCAGCCGCAGUGGGUUCCGAGCAGAUUACUCGGGUUGUACGGGAUGCCUUGGAUACUGCUCGGGUUGUGAGAGCUGGUGACAUGUUACCUCUUACACUCCCACGUCCUCAGGCACAGGCCUCUGCAUCACCUGCUCUGAUCACAGCCUGUGAACCCGUCUCUCAGGGACUUGUAACUCCAACAACACAGAUAGUUGUCGUUUCACAAACUGAGCGUCGCACAAAAGCAAAUCGUUCUGUAACUUUCUCGCAGCCAGACGAAGAUACUGCUAACGAAGCAUUCUACACUGCCGCUGAAGACGGCGCACAUUCAUCGGCAAAUUCACCACCCACUGAUACUGUGCUGGACUCAGACUUAACUUCUGAUGAUGCUCUGUCCGAUUUGGGUGAUCUUUCGGAUGAUCCAGAUGAUAUGAUCUCUUUAAACUCGCCUUCCGUUGGAUCUCAGCCCUCGGGAAUACUUUCUGCCAGGUCGAAUGCAACUCCUGGACUCUUUGGAUCUCAGCGAGGUAUCAAUACUCCUGGAUCCGUGUUCUCGUCGAUGACGUCCACGACUAUGAGAGGUGCUCAAGGAGGACGGACCAAGACCUUCAAGACCCAAGGACUUCUUGAACGCAUUCCAGACGGCUUUCUCUAUCCGAAACCAGGCUCCCAGCAGGACGAGGAAGCUCGAGUUUAUGUCGACACGAGUGCUUUGGCAAAACUUGGUUGCUUUUCUGGUGACUGGAUCCAAUUGCAAGUAGCGGAAGAUCCUACGAGUGCAAAUUCUUUGAUGGCCUUUUUCCGAGAUCAAGAGAUGGAUGAAAAUGCUACAUGGAGGCCACUCAGAAUUUAUGGACUUCCCGAGAGCCUGUCGGUCAAGCCACAAAAGUAUCCACUGAAUAACAAAUCUAGUCGACGCGACAGCAUACCCUCAUCACACUCAAUCUCUGUCGCUCCUGCUAUCCUCUACCUAUCACCUGUUCUACUAGCCAAUCUUGGGAAUCCUAGUCACGUGCGGAUAACGUCCCUGCGCAUCGCCGAUGUCUCUAGCUUCUUACGUCCUGGACAAACCAAGUCAAGACUCCAGAGCUCAUCUCUGCCACCUACCGCCAAGGAGGUGACUCUAUCCAGGCUGUCAACGCCCCUCUCGGAGGAAAAGUCGGCUCAACCGAGUUUGUUCGCCCGACUACAAGAUCACUUCAAGCAAAAGCAGCGCAUUGUGAAGUCUGGUGAUCUCAUUGCCAUCCCAAUCGAUGAAGCAUUAGGAAAGGCAGUGUUUGAAGGAGGGGCAGCAGAUGAGACGAAUGACAUACUGACACAUCUUGAGUCUUCUUCGGGCAACAACUCCACAAAGGUCCGAUCCCAUGGUUCGGCAGUUGCAUGGUUCCAAAUCGGUGAUGUGAGUUCACCUUUAGCCAACGAUGCUCAGGAUGCCGAAGAAUCAGGACUCUGGGGAGGGGUUGUGACAAUCGACCCUGCGGAAACUAGAAUGAGUCAAUCAGGUGCACUGCAGAGAAAGCUGCCUGCUACGACACAAAACUCAUGGGAGUUCUAUUAUGGCAUCAGGAAAGUACCUAGGUCGGCCGUGAGCGGAAGUUCUCAUCUUCGUGCACCACCUAAAGAACAUGUACCAGUAUUGCAGCGGCGCAUACGUGAGCUUAUGGCAGCCGCUAUGAGUCCUCGCGCUGUCCACCUCGGUCUUCCACCUCUUGCAAUCCUCUUGACAUCAACUCAGAGAAACAUUGGCAAAGCAUAUACGGUUUCACGUGCUUGCCAUGAUCUAGGUGCUCACGUCUUUUCUGUCGAUGCGUAUGAAUUGGUCUCGGAAGGAGCUGCUGGAGGUGGAGACACCAAGACAGAGGGCUUUCUCAAAGCUAGAGCUGAACGAGGACUACAUUGUGGUGCGCAGCACACAUCGCUCUUAAUUCGUCACCUGGAAGCUCUCAAUUCAGAUCGUAUGGCUGGAGCUCUAAAAGACAUCCUGGCGAGCUGCCGUGUGUUGAUCGCUACAUCGACAGAAGUCGAUAAGAUACCUGAUGCUAUUCGUGGUCUUUUCACGCAUGAACUCGAGAUGACGGCGCCUGAUGAAGCGGAAAGAGAAGGCAUUCUCCAAUCAAUUAUCGCAAACUCAGGUCUCGUUGUUUCACCUUCGGUCGACCUGGGCUCUGUGGCAGUGAAGACCGCUGCUCUAGUCGCUGGUGAUCUUGUUGAUGUUGCCGAAAGAGCUGUACUCAACCAGGCAAUCCGCCUCGAGUCUCUAGCAGUUUCGGCUUCUGUGUCUCGCGAAGCAGCAGUUUCGGUUAGAGACAUCCAGUUAGCUGGUGGCGACUCCGCUACAUCGCUCACGUCUGCAGAUUUCGAGAAGGCCGUUGAUGAUGCCAGGAAAAACUUCGCAGACUCGAUUGGCGCGCCCAAGAUUCCUAACGUGCAAUGGUCGGAUGUUGGAGGUCUAGCCAAUGUUAAGGAGGCCGUUAUCGAGACCAUUCAGCUGCCACUUUCCCGUCCAGAGCUUUUCGCAAAGGGCCUGAAGAAGCGUAGUGGAAUCCUGUUCUACGGUCCUCCAGGAACCGGUAAAACAUUACUGGCGAAGGCCAUUGCAACAGAGUUCAGCCUAAAUUUCUUCUCUGUCAAGGGACCAGAACUACUCAACAUGUAUAUUGGCGAGUCCGAGGCCAAUGUGAGACGUGUCUUCCAAAGGGCUAGAGAUGCAAGACCUUGUUGCGUUUUCUUCGACGAGCUCGACUCUGUUGCACCAAAGCGAGGCAACCAAGGCGAUAGCGGUGGUGUCAUGGAUCGUAUCGUCAGUCAAUUGCUCGCCGAACUGGAUGGCAUGAGUGAUGGAGACGAGGGUGGUGGCGGUGUGUUCGUGAUCGGUGCUACCAACAGACCGGAUUUGCUUGACCAAGCACUGCUGCGUCCUGGUCGUUUUGACAAAAUGCUGUACCUUGGUAUCAGUGAUACGCACGAGAAGCAGCAAAGGAUUCUGGAGGCCCUUUCAAGAAAGUAA
Messenger RNA from Aureobasidium musti, 3462 nucleotides. NCBI's taxonomy places the organism in Eukaryota, Fungi, Ascomycota, Dothideomycetes, Dothideales, Saccotheciaceae. The record is from the annotation of a GenBank genome assembly.